CCGACCACUCCGUCACUGCCUCCAGCUUGCUGCCUGCCUGGGGGGUUUUGUUCCGUUCCGGGUUCCCGCGCCAGGGCUCGUCAGCGCGCCCUCGCAUUGAUUUCCCGUUGCUCAUCCCGUCCAUUCCUCGCCUGCAACUCCGUUCGUCCAGGGGAUCGACUUUAAAGAUUCCCACUUUUUUUUUUUCUCUUUGGAAAUCAUGGCGCAACAACAACAACAAAAUGACAAUGUGAUGCGAAGAAAGCUGGUGAUUAUCGGGGAUGGUGCCUGUGGGAAAACCAGUUUGCUCAGCGUCUUCACGCUGGGCUACUUUCCAACGCAUUAUGUGCCAACGGUCUUCGAGAACUACGUAACAGAUUGCCGCGUGGACGGUCGGUCGGUUCAAUUGGCUCUGUGGGAUACUGCUGGUCAGGAAGACUACGAACGGCUGCGUCCGCUGGCCUACUCAAAGGCGCAUGUGAUUCUGAUCGGCUUUUCGGUGGAUACGCCGGAUUCGCUGGAGAACGUCAAACACAAGUGGAUCGAAGAGGCGAACGAACGAUGUCCCGGCGUGCCCAUCAUCCUGGUCGGGUUGAAGAAGGAUCUCCGAGAGGACCCCCUGGCGGUCGAGGAGAUGCGCAAGAAGUCGCUGAAGUUCGUCACGUCCAAGGAAGGAAGCGACAUCGGCACCCAGAUCGGCGCCCGCAAGUACUUGGAGUGCUCCUCCUUGACGGGGGAGGGGGUCGACGACGUGUUCGAGGCCGCCACCCGGGCCGCUCUGCUGACGUUCGACAAGCGCAAGAGCUCCUGCUGCAUUGUGCUAUGAUUUUCU
Aspergillus japonicus CBS 114.51 is the source of this 811-nucleotide messenger RNA. It is a transcript of the gene rho2, whose product is annotated as putative Rho GTPase Rho 2. The record is from RefSeq and is a predicted model, not a curated record. The coding region runs from base 200 to 805 and encodes 201 amino acids. Gene Ontology annotation, molecular function: GTPase activity; GTP binding. The transcript has 5 exons. Gene Ontology annotation, biological process: small GTPase-mediated signal transduction. Lineage: Eukaryota; Fungi; Ascomycota; Eurotiomycetes; Eurotiales; Aspergillaceae.